AUGGGCCUGAUCUGGCUCCUGCUGCUCAGCCUGCUGGAGCCCGGCUGGCCCGCCGCGGGUCCCGGGGCGCGACUGCGGCGCGAUGCGGGCGGCCGCGGCGGCGUCUACGAGCACCUCGGCGGAGCGCCCCGGCGCCGCAAACUGUACUGCGCCACCAAGUACCACCUCCAGCUGCACCCGAGCGGCCGCGUCAACGGCAGCCUGGAGAACAGCGCCUACAGUAUCCUGGAGAUGACGGCGGUGGAGGUGGGCAUCGUGGCCAUCAAGGGGCUCUUCUCCGGGCGGUACCUGGCCAUGAACAAGAGGGGGCGGCUCUACGCCUCGGAGAGCUACAACGCCGAGUGUGAGUUCGUGGAGCGGAUCCACGAACUCGGCUACAACACGUACGCCUCGCGGCUCUACCGCACGGCGCCCGGCGGCCCCGGGGCGCAGCGCCAGCCUGGCGCCGAGAGACUGUGGUAUGUGUCCGUGAACGGCAAGGGCCGGCCCCGCAGGGGCUUCAAGACGCGCCGCACCCAGAAGUCCUCCUUGUUCCUGCCCCGCGUGCUGGACCACAAGGACCACGAGAUGGUGCGGCUGCUGCAGAGUGGGGCCGGGCUCCGCGGCGGGCGGCCCGGAUCCCCCGGCAAGGGUCCCCCCCGGCCCCGGCGGCAGCGACGGCGGCAGAGGAAGCAGAGCCGGCGAGGCGGCGCGUAG
Messenger RNA from Neogale vison (American mink), 696 nucleotides. RefSeq names its product fibroblast growth factor 3 (gene FGF3). Gene Ontology annotation, cellular component: cytoplasm. Gene Ontology annotation, biological process: regulation of cell migration; animal organ morphogenesis; cell differentiation. The transcript has 3 exons. Bases 1 to 696 code for a protein of 231 amino acids. The record is from RefSeq and is a predicted model, not a curated record. Gene Ontology annotation, molecular function: fibroblast growth factor receptor binding; growth factor activity. NCBI's taxonomy places the organism in Eukaryota, Metazoa, Chordata, Mammalia, Carnivora, Mustelidae.